AAUAACUGUUUUUAAUUAAAAACCUUUUGACAGAUAUUUUUAUUAGUUGCCUACUAUCAGACCUUAACAUUCUGAAUUGUUAUUAUCAUCUGUCAAACUGAAAUCAUAAUAUUAUGCAUGUAGUUGACUCAAUAAGACACUGCUAAUGAUAAGAACUGUUAUGUUAAACUUUAUAAUAAAAGAUGAAAUUAAGGUAAAGUUUUUAAUAGUUUAGGAGAAAAUGUUGUAACAAAGAUGGCAGGAAGUAAAUUGGAUGUCCUCUGGUCUCCCAUUCACCAUGAUAAAUUUAUCGUAUGGGGUCAAGACUUAACCUUAUACGAAGUGUCUAAUCUUCAAGAUAUCCCCAAAAACACUGCAUAUACCCAACUGUGUCCAACAAGAGGAGCCACAGUAGUAGCAUCACAGAGUGCAAGCGGAGUGCGUUGUGUGGACAUCAGUGCUGUUGUUGAACACCCCGACCCACUGCUGGCUCUAGGACAUGGAAGCGGAAGAGUGUUGCUCACAAGUUUCAAACAGGCAUAUGAUUCACUUGGCCUUGUGGGUAAAGAAUUCGUGCCCCGCUACCCCCGACAAUGUAACUCGGUUUCAUGGAACAGGUCGGAGGGUCACUUGCUGGUGGUGGGAAUGGACAAACAUCGCAGCGACAGCGCCGUGCUGCUAUGGGACGUCCAAGCCGGCGCCGGAGAUGACUUCACUGAGAGCGGUCCGUUGAGCGCGGCCGGCGCGGGCGAGGCGGCGGGCUGCGUGUCGUGGUGCGGGUUCGCUCCCCGGACAGUGCUGGCGUCCAUGACCUCCAAACACAUUAAGAUAUUCGACAUGAGAGAGAAUCCGGGCAAGGCAACCAGCUCGGUGUCAACCCGUCAGUGGGCGGGUGCCACGUGUGCCGGCUGGUUGGUGGCGGCGAGGGGUGAAGGUGGGGAGGCGGCGAUAUGUGUGAGGGACGCGCGCAUGCUGACCAGGUCGUUGGCCCUGCUGCCGCUACAGAGACCCGCCAGGAAAAUACACUGGAGCCCCACCAGGCAAAAUCUGCUGAUAUCCCUCCAGAGAGAUUCCACGACCUUGCGACUCCACGACAUCCAGCACAUGCACGACCCCCGGCGGCAGUCUCUCGACGCGGCUGCGACGCCGGCCUUGGAGGAGGGGGCGGCGGCUGGUGGGGGCGGCGGCGGGGCGGGGGGCGCAGCAGUCGAGCGUGACGUCACGGUCAGCGGCGUGCCGGUGGCUUCGUUCGCCUGUCACCCUGCACACCGCGCGAGGCUUCUCACGCUCACUACUACAGGCUGUGUGGCGGAGUACAUGGUGAUGGAACGCGUGUGCGUGUCGUGGGGCGCGAGCGGCGCGCUGGCCUGGGGCGGCACUUCGCUGCGGGUGCUGCGGCCCGCGCACCUGCCGGCCUCCACGCCCGACCUCGACAUCUCGUACAAGGCGCGCGCGAGGGCUCUCAACGACUACGGUCUCAAGCCCGACCUGUGGCAGAACGCGGAGCUGGCGGAAGACGAGGCGCUGAGCUCGUUGUGGCACUUCCUCGCUCUCAGCAAGUCACUCGUAGAGGACGGCUGCAUCCGCAACAGCGGCUGGAAGCAUCCCGGCGUGCGAUCGGUGCUGCGAUCCCCGGGGGAAGGAUACCGCUCGGAAGCCGUGUCCGCUCUCCUGCCCGACCUGCCCUCGCGCAAAGUCACCAUCUACCGGAGUGCCGAGCGCACGAGGGCGCUACAGCUGUGCGGCUGGGGUUGGGGCUGGGAGAACGCCGCGGCCGGCGUGGAGCGCGCGGAGGCCGAGGGCACGCCGUGCCGCGCCGCCGCCCUCGCCGCCUUUCACCUGCGCGUACGGGCGGCGCUCGACGUGCUGUCCCGUGCGCGCGCCCCGGCUUUGAGGGUCGCCGCCCUCGCCUUGGCGCCGGCCGCCGCGGGCGCACCCGAGGAGCGCCUUUGGCGGGACGCUCUAGCCGCCGCUGCGCCCGCCCUGCCCGAUCCUUAUCUGCGGGCGCUGCUACACUUCGUCGCCGCUGCGGCGCCUCCGCCCCAGCAGCCGCCCGCCCCGCACCAUCAACCGGACUACUCAGACGUCCUCAACGAGACGGGCAUGCGGCUGGAGGACCGCGUUGCAUUCGCAUGCAUCUUCCUCCCGGAUGGGAAGCUGCACGAGUACCUGGCGAACACCUGGGGCUCGCUCCGCGCGGAGGGCUCUCUGUCGGCCCUGCUGUUGUCCGGAGCGGGGGCGGAGGGCGCGGGUGCUCUGCAGAGAUGGUUGGAGCGCACGGGCGACGUGCAGAGCGCGGCGCUGGUGGCGGCCCGCGCCUGUCCACCGGAGCUAGUCCGGGAGGGGCGCGCGGCCUCGUGGCUGGCGGAGUACCGCGCGCUACUGGACGCCUGGCGCCUGUGGUGGCCGCGCUGCCUUUUGGAUACGUGGCUGGCGGCGGCGGGGGCGGGCGCGGAGGCGGGCGCGGGGGCUUCCGUGGCCUGCACAUACUGCGGCAAGCCCGUGGCGGCGGCGGGGGGAGCGCGGCCUCGACCCGCAUUCGCUCGCCUGCCGCCGCCGGCCGCCAAGAUGAAGCAAGUGUCGUCGUGCCCCAACUGCCGCAAGCCUCUGCCUCGUUGUGGCGUGUGCUCUCUCCACCUGGGCACGGGCGCGGCGGGGUCGGCGGGCGCCAUGGUGGCCGUGGGCGCCGGUGGGGCGGCGGCGGGCGGGGCGGCGGCCGGCGCGGCGUUCGCGGGCUGGUUCAGCUGGUGCGUGUCGUGCCGUCACGGCGGGCACGCGGCGCACCUGCUGCAGUGGUUCAGCGAGCACGCCGAGUGUCCCGUCAGCUCGUGCACGUGUCGCUGCAGCGAGCUGGACCCACCGGACGUGCCGCGCGCCUGACGUGCCUCGGCGGUCCGUCCGUUCCCGUGUUGGUGCCGGGUGCGAGUGGUCGGCGCGUCUUCUCCGCUCGGGUUCAGGGCUUGAAGCGCCUAGUCCUCGUGUUAUCUUCCGUUCCGUAGUCUGUAUAUAUUAUAUGAAUGUUAUAUUUUCUUACCCAAGGGAAGACGACACGCUCGAGAAUACGCGUCAGAUGCCGUCAGCAGACCAAAAGUAAUAGUGUGUUUCUUUUUACCAAUUGUCGUGUAUAAAUACUUGACCAGUCAAAAACAGGAUUGUAAAUAUAAACAAGAGUUCCUACAGCGUCACUUCACAGAAUGACAGUUAACUGUUUUCGUUACUACUAAAAUCUAAUCAUUGUUUUUAAUCGUCUUCAGUUCAAUGUAUUUACAAAAUUAAUCUCGUCUCGUUGGAUCGAAUCGAACGGUCAUCUAUAAGAUAAAUUGUCAUAUAACUUCCACACAGCGAAACAUCCAUGUGAAUACUCGUCCACACACAUUUUAUGCAAGAUUCUGAUCUUGUUGGGUAAUUGGUUUCAUCGUCCUCGGUUCGUUACUCUUCAAGUUCAAGAGGACAUGCGACGACUAUUGCACAGAUCACUACUCGUGUGUUGGAGACGAGUUCACAAACAUUUUAUAUCUUCUUUUAAGUAUACAAACAUCUGUUCGGACGAGGUUGAAGCUACAGAAUGUUUGGAGUGUUGCUUGAUGUCAAGGUUUUAUAAUAGCUUGUGUGGGUUUCUGUAGUUUGUGUACAUGAGCUGUAGCAGUAAGAGGAAUGAGGACACUUGAAAUGUUUUUACUAUUUUUGUAUCUUAGUUUCCUAAGAAUUAUGUAAAGACGUCACAAGGGAAGCGAAUGUAAAAAAAAAUGCAAUGUUUUUCCAAAUAUAUAUAAUAUAUACAUUUAUUAAAUAACUAUUUCAUCUGUAUUCCAAUUUAACAAUAAAACUCUCAAAGAUACAA
Danaus plexippus (monarch butterfly) is the source of this 3820-nucleotide messenger RNA. RefSeq names its product GATOR2 complex protein MIOS (gene mio). Gene Ontology annotation, cellular component: cytoplasm. NCBI's taxonomy places the organism in Eukaryota, Metazoa, Arthropoda, Insecta, Lepidoptera, Nymphalidae. The record is from RefSeq and is a predicted model, not a curated record. Gene Ontology annotation, biological process: cellular response to amino acid starvation; positive regulation of TORC1 signaling. Gene Ontology annotation, molecular function: protein binding.